AUGGCGGACCCCGGCUUCUUCUCCUUCUUCCACAAACCCUCCCACCCUCCCUCCUCGAGUGAGCACCACCACAUCAUGCAGAACCCCCCCAUGGAGUCCUCUAGAAUGUUCUCCUGCCUGUACUGCUCCAGGAAGUUCUGCACCUCCCAGGCCCUCGGCGGCCACCAGAACGCCCACAAGAAGGAGAGGGCGGCAGCAAGGAGGAGCCUCGCCUCCCCGCCGCCGCAGUCGACGGCGGCGCUUCCGUACGCCCACCACCUCCCCCACCUCUCGUUGAGCCACCACCAGCAAUGGAGCCAGGCCCACCAACAAGAGCAGUCUCAGGAGGGCGACUAUGUAAACCUUGACCUCUCUUUGCACCUAUAG
This is a messenger RNA of Nymphaea colorata (pocket water lily), 366 nucleotides long. RefSeq names its product zinc finger protein KNUCKLES. Bases 1 to 366 code for a protein of 121 amino acids. The transcript has a single exon. NCBI's taxonomy places the organism in Eukaryota, Viridiplantae, Streptophyta, Magnoliopsida, Nymphaeales, Nymphaeaceae. Gene Ontology annotation, biological process: negative regulation of abscisic acid-activated signaling pathway. The record is from RefSeq and is a predicted model, not a curated record.